Molecule: messenger RNA, 2233 nt
Organism: Vespa mandarinia (Asian giant hornet)
Lineage: Eukaryota; Metazoa; Arthropoda; Insecta; Hymenoptera; Vespidae
Gene: Dtwd2
Product: DTW domain containing 2
Source: RefSeq, a predicted model, not a curated record
AAUAGUAACUUUCAAUAGCCACAUUAGUUGGUACUCGUGCAAUACGUGCUAUUAUGCGUACGCAGCUGUUAAAUAUUAAUUUAUUUGUAAAAAUCUACAAAUUUUUGUCAUGACAAACGAAGAUAUCGUAUGGGAAGAGUUAUCAAAGAUAUCUGCAGAUCCUCCUGAAGCAAGAGACAAAUGUAUACAAUGCAAAAGACCGGUAGCAGUAUGUUGGUGUCCUGGACUUCCAAAACAACGAUUACGUCCUGAAUCUAGGAUUAUCAUUUUACAGCAUCCAGCAGAAGUGAAACGUUGUUUACGUACAGCUCCAAUGCUAGCACUUGGUUUAGAAGAUGGAAAGUGUAUGACUUUUAGAGGGAAAAAGUUUCCGUUGCCUAAACACGAAGGUUUAGCAGAAAUUUUAAAUGACAAAGAUACAAUUUUAUUGUAUCCAUCACCCGGUGCUAUGGCUCUGAAUAAAUUGGAUCCAGUAGGUACAAAUGGACAAAGGCCAUAUAAUUUAGUAUUAUUGGAUGGUACUUGGCCACAGGCAAAGGCCAUAUAUCAUGCAAGUCCAGCAUUAUAUUUACUUCGAGCCUAUAAACUAGUAGGAGUACCAGCAAGCGAGUAUGUCAUUCGAACACAACCAACCGAAGGGUGCUUAUCCACUCUUGAAACAGGUGCAUUGGCACUUUCAAUUUUAGAAGGAAAUCACCAGUUAAGAAAUAUUAUGCUUGGGCCUUUACAUUACCUCUGCAGAUUUCAACUUGAAAAUGGGGCAGUAACACAUCAGAGUAAAGAGUUUUUAAUCAAGCAGAAGACUUACCCUAAACUUAUAGGCAGACGAUUAGCUAAACAAUUGCGAAUGUUACCGGAGGAAUCCUAGCAGAGUAAUGCAUAAAAUAAAUUAUUAAAAUAAGUUUUUACAACGAAUGAGUAUAAAAAUAGUAUAAAGUAACAUUUAUUUUUUUUAUUUAAUAUUUUCAGUUAAGAUAAUCACCAUUAAUGUUAAUCAUUCUUAUUUUCUUUUCUUGUAUUUAUCUUAAAUUGAAACUCCACAGUUCCAUGUUGUGGUACGAAAACAAAGGACCACGACAAUAUGUCUGUACAUGAAACAUUCUUAAUGUUUCGAAAGAUAUGUACACCUUGCCUAGUAAAUCUGUCCCAUGAUAUUCUUUUACCAGGUACUAUUUCUUGAGUGGGGCCACAAGAUACAUUUAUCUCAGAAUCUAAUUGCCAAUCCACCCAUAAUGCAACUCCAUUGCAUAAGCCACUCCUAAACAUAAACAAAAAAUUAUUUAGAAAAAAUUCAUCAAAAAUAAUAUCUUAAAUAUACAUAUAUUAACAAAAGUCUUACUGCAAAAUAGGAACGUCAUCCGAUAUUUGAAUACGUUUUUGAUCAUGAACAUUUGUAGAUAGGUCAAAUGUUUUAACAGUGAAAGGCAAUGUCAAAGCUCGAGCUGGAUAUUCCCAAAGAGGUUGUGCAUCUACAGGACUAUCACUUUUGUCACUGGAUUCCUAUGAAAUUUUAUAAAAAUUAAUAAGACAUUUUGAACUUUUACAACAGAGUGCCUUACCUGAACAAGCUUAUCAAAACUAGAUAAAUCAAAACCUUCACACACACCAAGAGGUGCUCGAAUUUUAUGUAGAUCUUUAAAUUCAACAACAACAGCUUUUAUUGUAGCUGCUAUAGGUAAUUUUUGAACUUGUGAUGAAUAUUGUGAAGCAAGAUACCAAAAACGAAGAUUUUCCCAUGGUACAAUAGAACUGAUGAAAUAUGGCUCACCAAAAAUUAAAUCUAUCAUACUAGCUGGUGGCAACUUAUCCGUACUUAUAAUUUCUACUUUGUCUUCAAGGUUAUUUGUCUUUAUAAACAUUUCAAUAGUUUUUUGAGACAAAAAAUUUGUUUCUAAUAGAUACACUUUUUUUGCACCUAGCUGUGCAGCAGCUAAGCCUAAGAAACAUCCAUCUGAGAAACAGAGACAAGUAGUAUUUGGUUUAACCUUCUUAGACAAUGCUUCUAUAUAUUUGUUAUUCCGUUCUUUGUCAUUUAAUUGACCUAUACGUGUUCUGGAGUAAGCAAUGUGUGUACAGCAACUACAUAUUGGUCUAUCAUAAUUCGGUAUAUCUAUUCUAAAAAUUAAACAGAGUUAAAACGUUAGAAAUAUAAUAAGAAGUAAAAUAAUGGAUAAUAUGGAAAGUAUGUGUAACAAGAUGGAAAAAAAAUUGCAAUAAAAAAAAAUAAACCUUA